Messenger RNA from Phymastichus coffea, 801 nucleotides. RefSeq names its product ejaculatory bulb-specific protein 3-like. The coding region runs from base 151 to 612 and encodes 153 amino acids. NCBI's taxonomy places the organism in Eukaryota, Metazoa, Arthropoda, Insecta, Hymenoptera, Eulophidae. The transcript has 2 exons. The record is from RefSeq and is a predicted model, not a curated record.
GACGCGGACAGCUCGUCGUCGCCCGGCGAGGCGACCGACGGCGACGAGUGACGCGCGCUCGUUAGCCGGACGCGACACGCGACGCGCGGCUAAUAAAGCCGGCACCCGAGCCGCGGCGGCGGCUCAGAACAAAGGGGCCGUGCGGACGCGAUGAAGCGCGCGCGAGCUUUGCUACUUGGCUGCCUCGGCUGCUUCCUCGCCGCGGUCCUCGGCCAGGAGGGCGCCAAGCGGCUUUACACCACCAAGUAUGACAAUCUCGAUGUCGAGGCGGUCAUCAAUAAUCAGAGGCUGCUCAAAAGCUACGUCGGCUGCCUGCUCGAGAGGAAUGCCUGUACCGCCGAUGCUGCUGAAAUGAGAAGAAAUCUGCCGGACGCGUUGGCCACGAACUGCGGCGGUUGCAGCGAGGCCCAGAAGCGUUUCUCCGACAGAAUGUCGCACCACCUGAUAGACCGUAGACCCGAGGACUGGGCCAUGCUGGAGAAGAAGUACGACCCGACUGGCGAUUACCGUCGUCGUUACUUGAAGCAGCAGCAGCAACAGCGGAACAGCGAAGGCGAAGCAACCGAGACGACGAUCGCUUCUUCGGCGCAGGACGAGCAGAAUAUGAUAUGAGGCGCGUAGGCGGCCUUUUAUUUUUGUGCAAAGCACGCGGAUGCUCUAACGCCUGUAAAGCUGAAAUACACAGAGGAAAAUUGAAAGCACGUCGCACGCAGUUGAAUCAUUCUCUCUCUCUCUCUCUCUAAAUAGCCACGGUAAAUAAAUAUAAGCGCGCGAGAGAGAGAGAGAGAGAGAGAGAGCGCG